AUGGACUUUAGCAUCUCUCACAGGCACCCGGGCAGCCUGCUGAUCACACUCGCCUAUGCCGGCCACCUACUCAGCGUCAAGGUCGCCAACAAGUUCUUGGUCCACCGGCUGAGCAUUCUUCAGAACACGGGUGACGCGGUGACUGUCUCGUUGACGAACAUCGAGCGACCUACGGAUCCGGGCUGGGUUGAUUGCUGCUCACAUAUCCAAAGAUGGCACAUCAAGUUUGAGGCGUGGUAUGAUAGCGCGACGAUGGUGACGGAGUACUCGGCACUCUACUGCUAUCCGAGCGAGGCGAGCUUCUACAUGAACACUUGCACUCGAAAGAUAUUGCGAGAGAUCAUGCCGGAGACGGUCACACAGUGCUCGUGUCCUCUCAACGAAGUCGUCAACCCUGCCGCGGGUGCAUACGGUGCCAAGAUUGGCUGGAAAGGAUACGAGUUUCGGUCGAGUCCGGACUCGACGAGCUCGCUCAGGGUUCGUGGAGUGCCUAUGGAAGAGAUUGCGUCUCUGGCAUGA
Mixia osmundae IAM 14324 is the source of this 519-nucleotide messenger RNA. RefSeq lists its product as uncharacterized. Lineage: Eukaryota; Fungi; Basidiomycota; Mixiomycetes; Mixiales; Mixiaceae. The record is from RefSeq and is a predicted model, not a curated record. The transcript is spliced from 4 exons. The coding region runs from base 1 to 519 and encodes 172 amino acids.